Molecule: messenger RNA, 455 nt
Organism: Racocetra persica
Lineage: Eukaryota; Fungi; Glomeromycota; Glomeromycetes; Diversisporales; Gigasporaceae
Source: the annotation of a GenBank genome assembly
CUGCUACUGCUAAUAACUGGAAUGAAGACAGAAAACUUGCUAUCGCUAAAGCCUACAUAUAUGAUAAUGCAAAAGAUUGGUUAAAGAGAAUGGAAGAAAAAAUCCAACAAUAUGAUAUUGGUGAUAAUGAUAAUCGAUUCAAAGUAAAAUUCUUAGAACAUACCAUUAUUCCUGUUAAAUGCUAUAUUGAUAUUCAAGAUCGUAUUUACCCUGCUAUCAUUGACAGUAAAGCCUCUGUUAGUAUAAUCUCACACCAAACUGUGAAGGAACUAGGUCUUAAAAUUGAAGAACUAUCAAAAAGCCUUAUUGUUGCUACUACUGGUACCACCUCCAGACCUCUUGAAAUUAUUAGAAAUUUGCUUAUUAGGAUCCAAGGUCAACUUAUCCCCUUGGAUGUGGAAGUUGUGUCUGCUACCUCUUAUUCUAUUUUACUUGGAAACGAUUGGUUAAAGAAA